UUUAAGUGCUCCAAGGAGGUGGCCUCUGCCAUGCGCGGGGCCAUCAUCCUGGCCAAGCUCUCCAUUGUCCCCGUAAGCACAGGCUGCUGGGAGAACAAGAUUGGCAAGCCCUACACCGUCCCUUGCAAGAUGACAGGCCGCUGCGGCUCCGUGCUGGUGCACCUCAUCCUUGCACCCAGGGGCACUGGCAUCGUCUCGGCGCCUGUGCCCAAGAAGCUGCUCAUGAUGGCUGAUAUCGAUGACUGCUACACCUCAGCCCAGGGCUGCACUGCCACCCUGGGCAACUUCGCCAAGGCCACCUUUGAUGCCAUCUCUAAGACCUAUAGCUACCUGAUCCCCGACCUCUGGGAGGAGACUGUAUUCACUAGGUCUCCCUAUCAGGAAUUCACUGACCACCUCGUCAAGACCCACACUAGAGUCUCCGUGCAGUGGACCCAGGCUCCAGCUGUGGCUACAAUAUAG
This is a messenger RNA of Symphalangus syndactylus (siamang), 462 nucleotides long. Its product is annotated as small ribosomal subunit protein uS5-like. Gene Ontology annotation, molecular function: RNA binding; structural constituent of ribosome. Gene Ontology annotation, biological process: translation. The record is from RefSeq and is a predicted model, not a curated record. NCBI's taxonomy places the organism in Eukaryota, Metazoa, Chordata, Mammalia, Primates, Hylobatidae. Gene Ontology annotation, cellular component: cytosolic small ribosomal subunit; ribosome.